AUGCUGUCCGGUGUUCAGGUGCAACUGCUUUCCUAUGGUUCACCUUGGGAGUUACGAUUGGUCCGUGGAUUGGAUCGUUCGAAUGGAAUCCACGGGACCGGUCUGAUGCGAAUCAUGUUGGAUGCGCAUCCAACCAUACGAUGCGGAGCGGAACCGAUGAUCACUUUGGACGUAUUGAACUUGCAUGAAGAAGUUCGAACCAAUAUGUUGGGACGUGCGAUCGAGGCGGGAAUUUACCCAGAUGCACUCAAUAAUGCAACUAGAGCAUACAUUGAGGAAACUAUUCAACGUAUGGGACCGGACGCACCUGUACUGUGUCACAAACAACCAACCACAUUUCAACACUUGGCCACUUUGGAUCAGUUAUUUCCCACAGCAAAAUUCAUACAUAUGUUUCGUGAUGGACGCGCAGCGGUAACGUCCUCUAUAAAGCGGAAAUUGCUUCCCAGCGAUAAACAACAGUCGUCAAUGGAGCGUUGGCAUCAACAUGUACUGAACAUUAUGAGAGACUGUGAGAAAAUGGGCCCGACCCGUUGCAUCCAUGUGCGGUAUGAAUCGUUGAUUCUGCACACAGAGCAGGAAAUGCGUCGAGUGUUAGAUUUUAUCGGAGUCGCAUGGGAUCCCAUAGUUUUGCGCCAUGAGACAAUCCAAGACAAAUUGACUAAUCUCAAUUCGUAA
Messenger RNA from Echinostoma caproni, 678 nucleotides. Lineage: Eukaryota; Metazoa; Platyhelminthes; Trematoda; Plagiorchiida; Echinostomatidae. The record is from the annotation of a GenBank genome assembly.